AUGGACUACUCUGGUCUUUUUGUGAGAGAUGACAAUCAAUUGAAUGAAGAGAAGCCUCCAGCGCGAGUAUGUCCAAGGUGUAACUCAGACAAUACCAAGUUCUGUUACUACAACAACUAUAGCGUGUCUCAACCACGCUAUAAGUGCAAGAACUGUCGUAGGUACUGGACUCAUGGUGGGACUCUAAGGAACGUACCGAUUGGUGGAAGUGGCCGAAAAAUCAAGCGUACAAUGACUGAUCAGCCUUCUAUAUCUCAGGUGGUUUCUGUUGAGAACCAUCAGUUUAAUCACCACCAACCUUUCUUACAUGAUCAAGAGACCAACGGGUUUGUUGGAUCUUCUGCUGCUGCUGCUGCUGUUCGUGGGAACCAUUUCGGUUCUUUGCUUGAGUUUCAUGGUAAUAUGGUCACAAAUGUGCCUCCAUUUGGAAAUUUUCCACCAAUGGAGGCCUCGCAUAUCUCUGAUGUAUUAUUCGGACAAGGUUCUUACAACGUUGGAUAUAGUGAUUUGAUUGGUAAUCCUAUGGUAAACCAAAUAGCUGGUGGGUCUGUUGUUGUGAGCUCUGAUCAAGAGGCCCCAAACAUGUGGAACAUGGAUCAUAAUGCCAGCACGAGUGGAAGCAAGGGACAUAUCUCUAAGCACUAA
This is a messenger RNA of Eruca vesicaria subsp. sativa (arugula), 645 nucleotides long. The record is from the annotation of a GenBank genome assembly. NCBI's taxonomy places the organism in Eukaryota, Viridiplantae, Streptophyta, Magnoliopsida, Brassicales, Brassicaceae.